UUAGGCCACUCUUUACGGUACCUUUCCCAAUUUUUCAUUGGAUUUAUCAUGGGAUUUUCAUCAGUAUGGCAGCUUACAUUACUCACUCUAGCAAUUGUUCCAUUAGUGGUCAUUGCUGGUGGCACAUAUACCAUAAUAAUGUCCAGUUUGUCAAGGAAGGGUGAGGCUGCGUAUGCUGAAGCAGGGAAAGUUGCAGAAGAGGUGAUCUCACACAUCCACACUGUGUGCUCAUAUGUUGGGGAAGAGAGAGCAAUUGAAGCUUACUCAAGGUCACUUAAAACUUCCCUGAAGUUUGGUAAGAAAAGUGGGCUUGCGAAAGGACUGGGGUUGGGGUGCACAUAUGGCUUAUUAUUCUGCUCAUGGGCAUUACUUCUUUGGUAUGCUGGAAUCCUAGUUACCCAUGGAGUAACCAAUGGUGGUAAAGCAUUCACAACAAUACUAAAUGUUGUCUUCAGUGGCUUUGCUCUUGGACAAGCAGCUCCAAACCUCAGCUCUUUUGCAAAAGGUCAGGCUGCAGCUAAGAACAUUCUCAGCAUAAUAGCAAAGGUUCCAGAAUAUUCAGGAACAUCAGAGAAUGGAUUAGUCUUACCAGAAAUUGCUGGCCAAAUUGAGUUCCGUCAAGUAUCCUUUAACUAUCCCUCGCGGAAGGACAUGGUAUUCAAUGAUCUAAGUUUUUCAAUUAGUGCUAGUAAAACCAUUGCAAUAGUGGGCCAAAGUGGAUCAGGAAAGAGCACUAUCAUUUCUAUCAUUGAAAGAUUCUAUGAGCCAACAUCAGGUAAAGUGCUGUUGGAUGGCCAUGAUAUAAAGAACCUCCAACUGAAGUGGCUAAGGAACCAGAUGGGACUUGUCAGUCAGGAACCAGCAUUGUUUUCUACUUCUAUUGCUGAAAAUAUUAUAUAUGGAAGAAAAGAGGCAGACAUGGAAGACAUUGAAGAGGCUGCAAAAGUUGCAAAUGCUCAUUCUUUCAUACAAGAUUUACCUGAUGGCUACUUAACUAAGGUUAGUGCUGCAUCUGAGACCAUCUCCGCAAUAUGCCUCGAGUCGUUAUAUAUUAAUAAACAACUGAUGCUCUCUCUCUCUCUCUCCCUGCCUCCCUCCCUCCUCCAAUUUAAGGUGGGAAUGGGGGGAAUGCAGCUUUCUGGAGGACAGAAGCAGCGAAUUGCCAUUGCCAGGGCAUUACUAAGAAAUCCUAAAAUUCUGCUGCUGGAUGAAGCCACGAGCGCUCUGGAUGCAGAAUCUGAAUGCCUAGUUCAGCAUGCAUUGGAGAAAGUAAUGUUCAACAGGACAACAGUCAUAGUUGCACACAGGUUAUCUACAAUCAGCAAUGCUGAUACUAUUAUGGUGUUAAAAAAUGGCAAAAUUGCUGAAUGUGGGACACAUAUGGAACUAAUAUCCAAGGGACAGAAUGGAGAGUAUGCCAUGCUGGUCGGUACUCAGGCACCGGUAAAUAACAAAGAGAGGCACCCGGAUUAUAGUAAGGAUUCAGCGGUUUCUUGUGGAACAUCACCUAAUGUUCCUGAAAAUGAACUAAAGUAUGAGAAAGAGAAUUCCGUGAUCAUAAGAGAUCAGGAGAGCCAAGAAUCUUGUUGUCCACCUAGGUCAGCAUCAAUACCAUCAAUUUGGACAGUGUUUAAACUAAAUAAAUCAGAGUGGUCAUUUGCAAUACUGGGAUCAGUUGGUGCAACAUUAGCAGGUGUAGAAGGUCCUCUGUUUGCUCUAGGGAUCACACAUGUCCUGACUGCAUUUUAUUCGCAUGAUAAGAUACAGAUCAAGCAUGAGAUUAAGAUGGUUUCUCUCAUUUUCAUCGGAGCAGCAAUUAUAACUGUACCCGUAUAUCUCUUGCAACAUUACUUCUACACAUUAAUGGGAGAGAAGCUUACCACUCGUGUUCGCCUCCUUAUGUUCUCAGCCAUCCUUGACAAUGAGAUUGGGUGGUUUGAAUUGGAUGAAAACAGCAGUGGAUCAUUGACAUCAAGCUUAGCGGUCGAUGCAACAGUGCUGCGAAGUGCACUUGCCGAACGGAUGUCAACCAUGGUUCAGAACAUCUCACUUACUGUAACAGCAUUUAUUAUAGCAUUUCUGCUCAGUUGGCGCAUGGCACUGGUUGUUGUUGCAACCUUUCCUCUUCUCAUCAGUGCUUCAAUAGCCGAGCAUCUAUUUCUUAAGGGAUUUGGAGGAAAUUAUACUUGUGCCUACUCUCGAGCAAAUUCUGUGGCCCAAGAAGCCAUCACAAACAACCGAACAGUGGCAGCUUUCGGUGCAGAAGAUCAGGUCUUAUCCAACUUCACUCAUGAAUUACACCAGCCAAACAGGCAAGCUCGCCUACGUGGGCAUAUAUCAGGAGUAGGCUAUGGUUUGUCCCAGCUCUUUGCAUUUUGCUCAUAUGCACUUGGCCUUUGGUACGCAUCGCAGCUUCUUAAGCAUGGAACUUCAGAUUUCAGUGAUAUUAUGAAGUCCUUCAUGGUGCUGAUAAUCACCGCACUUGGAGUAGCAGAAGCACUAGCUCUAACCCCUGACAUUGUAAAGGGAUCACAAGCUCUUGGCUCGGUCUUUUCUCUACUUGAAAGGAAAACUGCCAUAAACCCCGACGACCCAAAAUCAGAAAAGGUGGUAGAAGUCAAGGGGGACAUAGAAUUCAGGAAUGUUACCUUUAGGUACCCCACCAGGCCCGAUGUCACUGUUUUGAAGGACUUGAACUUACAUGUGGCAGCAGGAAGAAGCCUCGCAAUAGUGGGAAGAAGUGGCUCAGGAAAGAGCUCUCUGCUUGCACUGAUAAUGAGAUUUUACGACCCCAGCAGCGGGGAAAUUCUGAUAGAUGGCAAGGAUAUUAGAGGUUUAAAUUUGAGAUCCUUGAGACAAAGAAUUGGCUUUGUUCAGCAGGAGCCAGCACUCUUCUCCACCACGGUUUCUGAAAACAUCGCAUAUGGGAAGGAAGGCGCUUCAGAAAUUGAGAUAAUGAGGGCUUCUAAAGCUGCAAAUGCUCAUGGUUUUAUCAGUCGACUUGCUCAAGGAUACGACACUCAUGUUGGCGAGCGGGGUACACAACUAUCAGGAGGUCAAAGACAGAGAGUGGCGAUUGCCCGAGCGAUUUUAAAAGAUCCAUCAAUUCUUCUUCUAGAUGAGGCUACUAGCGCAUUGGAUACAGCCUCUGAGAGACAAGUUCAGGAGGCUCUGUAUAGGCUAAUGGAAGGUCGAACAACUGUCAUAGUUGCCCACAGGUUUUCAACUAUUCAAUAUGCGAACAUGAUUGUGGUGCUUCAAGAUGGCAGAGUGCAGGAAACUGGCACGCAUGAGGAUUUAAUCAGCUGGCCUGGAAGUGUGUAUGGUCAGCUAGUUCGACUACAACGGACUGGUGCAUUUCUCAACUAACAAGGUUGUCUCCAACCGGUAUAAAUGAUGGUUUCAACUUCUAGUUAAGAGUGCUGAUGCAGAACUGGAGUACAAGUAACGGUAGUCUUUUCUAUGUUGGUGAACUACUUCAUAUUCUCGAAAUCCUUUUAAACAGUGUGAGAAACUUAAUGCCGAUAUCGAAAUCCUCCUAUGCAUGCUUUUGAAGGGAUCAUAAAUUUUGAAGGGCUCAUACCAUAAUCUAUGUGUGCAUCAUAAAACUACCUCCAAGGGGCAAAUUCGUGAUCCCACAGGAGGCCUGUAACAAACACUCAAAAAGGGAUGCUGCUCUUG
This is a messenger RNA of Phoenix dactylifera (date palm), 3681 nucleotides long. The record is from RefSeq and is a predicted model, not a curated record. NCBI's taxonomy places the organism in Eukaryota, Viridiplantae, Streptophyta, Magnoliopsida, Arecales, Arecaceae.